GGUCUGUUUGUCACUCAUAGAAAUAAAAUUGAAUUGAAUUCAAAUGAAAAUGAUUACAAGUUUUGUCUGUGAUAAUGAUAAUAAAAUGUUUACAAUUUAAAUCAAAAUAUAUGAAAUUGAUAGCGGAUAUAGAGAAGUAUUUUAUAAUAUGUUGUGUUUACGUAUUAAUACCAAAUGUAUUAAAAUGAGAUGUAUAUUUUUGAAUAAUGACUAUAGAUAUAUCUAUUAUAAUUCCUGUCCAUAAUGGAGCACAAUGGAUAAAUGGCUGCAUGAAGUCGAUUGCUAAUCAAACUAUAUUUCAAACGUUGACAAAUGUAGAAAUUGUUGCCUUUAAUGAUGGAAGCAAUGACAAUACGGACGAACUACUCCAAAGAUGGGCACAAUACUUUAAGGAACGUGAAAUAAAUUUUCUCAUAACAGGGUCCGAAGACCCUAAAGGCGUAGGCGCAGCCAAAAAUGGUGCUGUUAGGAUAAGUUCUGGUUUAUAUUUAUGUUUUCAAGAUAUUGAUGAUUCAAUGCAUCCAGAUAGAGUACUAUUGCAAUGGAAUUAUGCAAGGUUUAACACUAAUACUCUGAUAGGUAGUAAGGUGACUAGAACACCGAUAAACUCAACACCGAGGUUUGUUCGUUGGGCUAAUACUUUGGAGUCUUUACAAUUAAAGCAACAAAUAUAUCUUUCAUAUGGCCCUACAAUACUAAUGCCUACUUGGUUUUGUCAUAGAUCUGUAUAUGAUAAUGUGGGAGGUUUUGUUGAGACAGGGCAAGGAACACCAGAGGAUCUUAUAUUUUUUUAUGCUCAUAUUGACAGAGGUGGAGAAUUGCACAGAGUAGACAAGGAAUUGGUUAAUUAUACUUAUCACAAAUAUUCUACAACAUUUUCAAUUUCAAGAAAAGCUAUACAAUUGAUUCAGUUGCAUAGACUUGAAAAAAUUGUCUUAUCACAAUGGAAACAGUUUACAGUUUGGAAUGCAGGCAAAAGUGGAAGAAAAUUUGUAAGAUCUCUAACUCCUAACAACCGAAAUAAAGUUCUUGGAUUUUGUGAUGUAGAUAAAAAGAAAAUAGGUUCUGUGAUAGAAUUAUAUUGUUCAAAACAAAGAAAAGUAUUGAUUAAAUUGCCUGUUGUACAUUUUACUGAAGCAAAACUUCCAAUUAUUAUUUGUAUGAAAUUAGAUCUGACUAAUGGUGAUUUUGAAAGGAAUCUUCAAUCAUUGAAUCUUUUAGAAGGAAGAGAUUAUUAUUUAUUUGGAUAAUUUUAAUAAAAUAAUAUUAUAUUUAACACUGGUAAUAAAA
Papilio polytes (common Mormon) is the source of this 1290-nucleotide messenger RNA. Its product is annotated as UDP-GlcNAc:betaGal beta-1,3-N-acetylglucosaminyltransferase-like protein 1. The record is from RefSeq and is a predicted model, not a curated record. Bases 207 to 1250 code for a protein of 347 amino acids. The transcript has a single exon. Lineage: Eukaryota; Metazoa; Arthropoda; Insecta; Lepidoptera; Papilionidae.